AUGAAACACGUGAUCGUUAUCUUCGCUUCCCUGCUCGUAUUCUGCGCCGCCCAGGCCCAGGACGAUGUGCAACUAGUGCAGUUCACCAACGACAACAACGUCGAUGGAAGCUACCAAUUUGCCUACGAGCAGAGCGAUGGGCAAAAACGCGAAGAGAAGGGUGAACUGAAGCCAGUGGCGGGAGCUGAGGAGCCAGCACUGUCGGUGACCGGUUCGUACGAAUAUACCGACCCCAACGGACAGCGAUACCGUGUUGAAUAUGUCGCAGACGAGAAAGGAUACCGUCCGACGGUGACGAAGCUGUAA
This is a messenger RNA of Anopheles marshallii, 306 nucleotides long. Its product is annotated as endocuticle structural glycoprotein ABD-5-like. NCBI's taxonomy places the organism in Eukaryota, Metazoa, Arthropoda, Insecta, Diptera, Culicidae. Bases 1 to 306 code for a protein of 101 amino acids. The transcript is spliced from 3 exons. The record is from RefSeq and is a predicted model, not a curated record. Gene Ontology annotation, cellular component: chitin-based extracellular matrix. Gene Ontology annotation, molecular function: structural constituent of chitin-based larval cuticle.